This is a messenger RNA of Sturnus vulgaris (Common starling), 1176 nucleotides long. The record is from RefSeq and is a predicted model, not a curated record. Lineage: Eukaryota; Metazoa; Chordata; Aves; Passeriformes; Sturnidae.
AUGGGACAGGGCCUCAAAGCGUGGCCCCGGUACCGCAUCGUGGGCACGGCCGACUCGGGCCAGUACAAUCUGGAGAUCAGCCAGGCCGAGCUCUCCGACGACGCCGUCUACGAGUGCCAGGCCACCGAGGCCGCGCUGCGCUCGCGCCGCGCCAGGCUCACCGUGCUCAUCCCCCCUGAGGACCCCACGAUCGACGGCGCCCCCGAGAUCCUGCUGAGGGCGGGGACCCCCUACAACCUGACGUGCCGCGCCCGCAGCGCCAAACCCGCCGCCAGCAUCGCCUGGUUCCGUGACGGGCAGCAGCAGGACGGGGCUGUCACCACCACGGUAUGGCUGUCCCCAGAAUUGGCCGGGCAGGCGUGGGCGUGGCAGGAGAACGUUCUGGAAGCGGGGACGCUGGAGCGUUACACGGUGGAGAGGAGCAACACGGGCAGCGGCGUCCUGUCCACGCUCACCAUCAACAACGUCAUGGACGCCGACUUCCAGACGCGCUACAACUGCACGGCCUGGAACAGCUUCGGGCCCGGCACCGCCAUCAUCCAGCUCGAGGAGAGAGAGGUCCUGCCCGUCGGCAUCAUCGCCGGGGCCACCAUCGGCGCCAGCGUCCUCCUCGUCACCUUCCUGGUGGCCCUCGCCUGCUUCCUGUACCGGCGCCGCAAAGGAAGCCGCAAGGACGUGACCCUGCGCAAGUUGGACGUGCAGGUGGAGACGGUGAACCGAGAGCUGCACACCGAGGACGACACGGCCAGCGUGGCCACGGCCAGCCGGGUCAUGAAAGCCAUCUACUCGGUCUGGGACACCUGGGGACGCUCGGUGCUGUUCCCCGAUUUCCGGGGCCCCGCGGGCGCCGCUCGUUUCGAGGCGCGGCCGCCGUCGCGCGUCUCCCACUGCAGCGCCUACGCCCAGCUCAGCUCCUUCCCCCGCGCCGACUUCUCGGCCGAGCCCGCGGCUCCCGACGCCUCCAGCCAGGUCUCGUACGACGCCUUCGGCGGCGCCGGCGCCUUCCCGGCCGCGUUCCCCCCGUUCCGCCUGGGCUUCGGCGCCCCGGCCGUGCUGGAGCGCGGCGCCUACGAGGCCUACGAGGCCAAGCUGGGCGGCGCCGGCCGCUUCUCCCUGGCGUCGCAGCACUCGGACUACGGGCAGCGCUUCCAGCAGAGGAUGCAGACGCACGUUUAG